This is a messenger RNA of Pongo pygmaeus (Bornean orangutan), 2469 nucleotides long. RefSeq names its product replication factor C subunit 2 (gene RFC2). Gene Ontology annotation, biological process: DNA-templated DNA replication; DNA repair. Gene Ontology annotation, molecular function: DNA binding; DNA clamp loader activity; ATP binding. The transcript is spliced from 11 exons. The record is from RefSeq and is a predicted model, not a curated record. The coding region runs from base 960 to 2024 and encodes 354 amino acids. NCBI's taxonomy places the organism in Eukaryota, Metazoa, Chordata, Mammalia, Primates, Hominidae. Gene Ontology annotation, cellular component: DNA replication factor C complex; nucleus.
GUUGAAGUAUUUACUUUUCUUUUCUUUUUUUGAGACAGGGUCUUGCUGCAGACCAGGUUGGAGUGCAGUGGUGUGAUCAGAGCUCACUGCAGCCUGCACCUCCUGGGCUCAAGCACUCCUCCGCCUCAGCCUCCUGAGUAGUUGGAACUGCAGGUGCGCGCCACCACGCCCGGUUAACUUUUUUAUUUUUAUUUUUGUAGAGAUGGGGUCUCACUAUGUUGCCCAGGCUGGUCUCAAACUCCUGGGCUUAAUCGCUCUUCCGGUCUCUGUCCCCCAAAGUGCUGGGAUUAGAGGGGUGAGCCACCGCACCGGCCUUGAGUCCCUAUUUUCCUGGAAUGAACAUUGCAUUUCAUCUGACAAAAGGACGGUUUCAGUUUCCUCCUCUGCAAAAUGGGGUGGGGGUGGAAUUCCCAUCUUGCAGCCGAGAAUUCCGAUAAUAAACGUCAAGUACCGAGCGCGGUUGAGGCGCAGGAGCCCACCCAACGGGAGGAGCUCACUGGGACAUUCAGAGCAAUCUGGAAAAGUCGGCACGGGCAGACCCAGACGUCAUCCCCGGACCCCGCUGCCCAGCAGCGCCUGGACGCCAGCGUUGUCCGUGUCCCCGCACCGAAGCCCGCGUUUGGCCGCAACGCCCCCAGGUCCUGCUCCUCCCACGCCGCCGCGGAGCUGAUCUUCCACAGAAACCACACACAAACGUCCGUUCCGAGAGCGACCUGCUUUCUCGGAAGGCGUCGCGGCCAGAGCUCGCCCUCCUGUCGCUCCCAGGCCGGACGCCAGGUCUCCCAUAGCAACCGCGGCCUCUAGCGAUGGCCGCCAGGGCACCACCGGAACCGUCUUCGCAGGAACAGAGAGGCGGGGGUACGUGACUUCCGCUAGCGCCCGGCGGAAGCCAGGGGGCGGGGCUUGCGUGGCGGCGUCACGGGGUGGUGUCUCGGGUGGCGGGAAGAGGAGGCGCGAGAAUGGAGGUGGAGGCAGUCUGUGGUGGCCCGGGCGAGGUGGAAGCCCAGGACCCUGACCCUGCCCCUGCCUCUACCAAGGCCCCCGGCAGCGCUGGCCACUACGAGCUGCCGUGGGUUGAAAAAUAUAGGCCAGUAAAGCUGAAUGAAAUUGUCGGGAAUGAAGACACCGUGAGCAGGCUAGAGGUCUUUGCAAGGGAAGGAAAUGUGCCCAACAUCAUCAUUGCGGGCCCUCCAGGAACCGGCAAGACCACAAGCAUUCUGUGCUUGGCCCGGGCCCUGCUGGGCCCAGCACUCAAAGAUGCCGUGUUGGAACUCAAUGCUUCAAAUGACAGGGGCAUUGACGUUGUGAGGAAUAAAAUUAAAAUGUUUGCUCAACAAAAAGUCACUCUUCCCAAAGGCCGACAUAAGAUCAUCAUUCUGGAUGAAGCAGACAGUAUGACCGACGGAGCCCAGCAAGCGUUGAGGAGAACCAUGGAAAUCUACUCUAAAACCACUCGCUUCGCCCUUGCUUGUAACGCUUCGGAUAAGAUCAUCGAGCCCAUUCAGUCCCGCUGUGCAGUCCUCCGGUACACAAAGCUGACCGACGCCCAGAUCCUCACGAGGCUGAUGAAUGUUAUCGAGAAGGAGAGGGUACCCUACACUGAUGACGGCCUGGAAGCCAUCAUCUUCACCGCCCAGGGAGACAUGAGGCAGGCGCUGAACAACCUGCAGUCCACCUUCUCAGGAUUUGGCUUCAUUAACAGUGAGAACGUGUUCAAGGUCUGUGACGAGCCCCACCCACUGCUGGUAAAGGAAAUGAUCCAGCACUGUGUGAACGCCAACAUCGACGAAGCCUACAAGAUUCUUGCUCACUUGUGGCAUCUGGGCUACUCACCAGAAGAUAUCAUUGGCAACAUCUUUCGAGUGUGUAAAACUUUCCAAAUGGCAGAAUACCUGAAACUGGAGUUCAUCAAGGAAAUUGGAUACACUCACAUGAAAAUAGCGGAAGGAGUGAACUCCCUUUUGCAGAUGGCAGGCCUCCUGGCAAGGCUGUGUCAGAAGACAAUGGCCCCAGUGGCCAGUUAGAGCAGAGACUUCGCUGAAUGACUUACAGGUGCCCUAUUCUGAGGUACAGGACCCGCGGCUUUCUGAUAGAGGAAAAUGCCACCUUAGGCCGGAGCCAGCAUGACUGUCCUUUAAACUCCAGUGGCUGGCCAGGUGCGGUGGCUCACGCCUGUAAUCCCAACACUUGGGGAGGCCGAGGCAGGUGGAUCACCUGAGGUCAGAAGUUCAAGACCAGCCUGGCCAACGUGGGGAAACCCUGUCUUUACUAAAAAUAUAAAAAUUAGCUGGGUGUGGUGGCGGGCACCUGUAAUCCCAGCUACUCGGGAGGCUGUGGCAGGAGAAUCGCUUGAACCCAGGAGGUGGAGGUUGCAGUGAGCCAAGAUCACACCAUUGCACUCCAGCCUGGGCGACAGAGACUCUGUCUGGGGAAAAAAAGAAUUAAAUAAAUAAACUCCCGUGGCUUUCA